This is a messenger RNA of Vitis vinifera (wine grape), 898 nucleotides long. RefSeq lists its product as uncharacterized. Lineage: Eukaryota; Viridiplantae; Streptophyta; Magnoliopsida; Vitales; Vitaceae. The record is from RefSeq and is a predicted model, not a curated record. The transcript has 3 exons. Bases 106 to 618 code for a protein of 170 amino acids.
AUGAGCACGGUGCGAAGUACACAAUUGCCCCCACCCUUUUCAAAUUUCAAAACCCUAGAAACACCACACUACACCGAUUCUCGCAUAGACCAGUAGGAUCCACGGAUGGCUCUGAAAGAUCCUCAAUUCCGGAGCUCCGGGGACCCAAUGGAAGGAUCCGACGCGGAAGAACUAGAGGAGUUGGAGGCUGAUGUGAAGGAAAUGGCUCAGAAGGUCCGCCAUUACCGUACAACUCUCCCAGAUCAGCUCAAGGCCACAUUCACUUCGAUUUUAUCUUCUCAGCGACCUCCGUUUCUCGAAUUCGUGUCCGGAUCCGAACCCGAAGCCUCCGGAGAACCUAACCCAGUUUCCGGUGGGUGCAUUUGUGGAGCCUGCAGGGGUAGAGGAAAUGGGGACAAUAGUGGAUGUGGUGGUGAUGGACAGAGCAGGGUUUUGCUAGCUCAAGGAGAUCAUGAGACUUCAGAGAAAAUACAGUUGCUCAAACAAAAUAUUUCGAGUAACGUCUCUACCAUUCUAGUCCUCUUGAAAAGAUUGAAUGAAUGUAUGUCAAUGGUUGACAAACUUGAUUCGUACAAUGGAAUUAUGCAUCCUGCCUUCAAAAGGAGAAGGACUAGCUGACCUAGUUUAGUUUCACAUUUGCAUUAAUUUUGUUAUUUGGUUCACUCGAAGAAGACCCCCAUAGUGUAUUGCAUGAUUGACUACUUCAAUUUGUACCAUGAAUCUAGGUCUCCAACGAAAUUUUGAACCAAAAUUAUGUCUCCUGUCCUAGAACUGGAAGCCUUUGUUGUGGCAUAAUAUUGUGUAACGUAACGUGAAAAUGUGUUGAUAUUUUUUAGAAGUAUUUGUUGAUGCAUUGAAUAUAAUGAGUAGAGAAAGAUGGUCUAUUGCUUGUGUGUUC